Lineus longissimus is the source of this 1068-nucleotide messenger RNA. RefSeq lists its product as uncharacterized. Bases 58 to 1068 code for a protein of 336 amino acids. NCBI's taxonomy places the organism in Eukaryota, Metazoa, Nemertea, Pilidiophora, Heteronemertea, Lineidae. The record is from RefSeq and is a predicted model, not a curated record. The transcript is spliced from 5 exons.
UGUGCUAUCAAACUGUUUCUAUUAUGGCAUCUGAAUUGUGUCAUCACCAAUGGCCAAAUGAUGCAUUUAGAUAACUUAGCUCUGUACAAACCGACCGGGACCUACCCGGCGGCGACAGGUGGCGGGGUCUCGUGGCAUGCAGUAGACGGCGACAGGCGGUGGAUGUUCGACCAGAGGACAUGCACCUCUAUCACAAUUGGCGAAGAAGGCACGGCGGUGUUCUGGGUGGACUUGAUGGACGUCUACGAUAUAUCUAAUGUUAUCGUUUCAGGAGAAUUGGUUAACACAAAUGUUGCUCUGAACAAACCAUCCGCUAUGAUGACGAACUACCAAGGCGAAGCAAAGACAAAGGGAUAUAAGAUAUCUCGGGCAGGUAACGAUGGACAGUCAACAUUCCGGGUGGGAAACAUGCAGAAAAUGAUACCGGAUUUGACGUGUAUACAUUCCUCCAACGCAGGCUCAAUAGAGGAGGAGUACUGGUCGGUCGAUCUUGGCCGAGAGAUGAGAAUUCGACGGAUUGUGGUCCUCAAUGCCGGAGACGGAUUUUUCAAUAUCGGCGGCUACUUGAAGAAAUUCAGAUACCUGAUAACGUCAGAAUUUCACCCAUGGAAUUUGGAAAAAACCGAGUUCUUUGAGUGCUUCCAUCAGAGGACCCCGCUUACUGAGAUGGAGCCUAUUGAGGCGAUUUGCAACUACAAUGCCGUUGGUCGUUACGUGCUUCUUCUCAAAUACAACGCCAUGAGACAAGGCAUAUUGAUAUGUGAAGUGGAGGUCAUGGCUGCUCCUGUUGAAGAAAACCUUGCAUUGAAUAAGAUAUCUCUGAUGAGCGGCGAAGUCGGCAAAAGGGUUAAGACCUCUGGAAAAGCCGUGGACGGUGUACUGAGUACCAAAACGGGAGCUGGGUCAUGUAUUCAGACACCUGGCGUCGACAAAACAGAAUGGUGGAUGGUCGAUCUUGUUGGAGUGUACAAAAUCAGGAAUGUCGUUUUAGUUAAUGUGGGGGAGACUCGUGAGUACACAGGAUAUCUCAGAUAUGCUCUUGUGUACUUUUUAUUCACAUUUUCCUAA